AGGCGGGGAGCGGGGGCGGGGCCGCCGCGCGCUGCAGGAAGGACGCUGGCGCCGCGGGCUUCCGGGGGCUGAGUUCGCUUCGCGAUCGCGCGUCUGCAGCAUGCGGCCCGUUCCCCGAACGCUCGAGCUGUUCUACGAUGUCCUGUCCCCCUACUCCUGGCUGGCCUUCGAGGUGACGCCGGGGAAGCAGCUUCGCCCGGGGCUUGGGGAGACAGAGGCAGAGGGAGGGGUCAGGAAAGAGCGCGGGGACCUCGGUCUCGUGAAUUUCCUGGCAGUGCCCUACGCGGUUUCGGGCAAGCAGGUCCUGUGCCGAUAUAAGAAUAUCUGGAACAUCAGCCUGCAGCUGCAGCCGACGUUAAUUGGAGGGAUCAUGAGAGACAGCGGAAACCAGCCGCCAGCUAUGCUUCCCCGCAAAGCCGUAUACUUGAGAAGUGACGUUAGGCUCCUGAGCCAGCAUCACCAGGUUCCCAUCCACUUCCCCAAGGAUUUCUUCUCUGUGAUCCUUAAGAAAGGAAGUUUGACAGCCAUGCGCUUCCUCACUGCGGUGAAGAUGGAGCACCCGGAGCUACUGGAGAAAGUGUCCAGAGAACUGUGGAUGCGCGUCUGGUCACGGGAUGAAGACAUCACGGAGCCCCCGAGCAUCCUGGCUGCUGCAGAGAAGGCUGGCAUGUCCAUGGAACAAGCCCAGGAACUUCUAGAAAAGGUCUCAACACCACAAGUGAAGAACCAGCUCAAGGAGACCACUGAGGCAGCCUGCAAAUAUGGUGCUUUUGGGCUGCCCGUCACUGUGGCCCACCUGCAUGAUGAAACCCACAUGCUCUUUGGCUCCGACCGAAUGGAGCUGCUGGCGCACCUGCUGGGAGAAAAGUGGAUGGGCCCUGUGCCUCCAGCUGUAAACGCCAAACUUUAAGCCCAAAGCCCAGAGGAAGCAAGACGAUUGGUAUUAAAAAGCAGACCAUCUGCUUAGUCCUCCUCCACUGUGGGGCCCUGGGAUUCUGGUUUCCUAUCUGAUAGAGGUUCUUGUCCGGCCCUGGAGUGUGCUGGGGGCGGGGGGCGGCGGGCAGGAUAAUACACCAUCUGCCGUUAGUCUCACCAAGUGCCUCUGAGAAUCUCCAACUCUGCUUUCCACAGAAUAAACCUAAUGCCAUUAGGCAUCAUAUUUCUCA
Molecule: messenger RNA, 1166 nt
Organism: Bubalus bubalis (water buffalo)
Lineage: Eukaryota; Metazoa; Chordata; Mammalia; Artiodactyla; Bovidae
Gene: GSTK1
Product: glutathione S-transferase kappa 1
Exons: 8
Coding region: 101-910 (269 amino acids)
Biological process (GO): glutathione metabolic process
Cellular component (GO): peroxisome; mitochondrion
Molecular function (GO): glutathione transferase activity; glutathione peroxidase activity
Source: RefSeq, a predicted model, not a curated record